This is a messenger RNA of Penicillium verhagenii, 249 nucleotides long. RefSeq lists its product as uncharacterized. NCBI's taxonomy places the organism in Eukaryota, Fungi, Ascomycota, Eurotiomycetes, Eurotiales, Aspergillaceae. The transcript is spliced from 2 exons. The coding region runs from base 1 to 249 and encodes 82 amino acids. The record is from RefSeq and is a predicted model, not a curated record.
AUGGUUGCCGAAAUCAUACCGCCCUCUCUCGCUAGAAGCAGUCGUCGCCAACCGAAUCUCAGCCCUAGUCGAGAAACACCAGCUACUACCGAAUCAUUUGGAGGUCGUCGGAGGCGGUCAUGCAUACACGAUAAGUGGCGCGAGGGCACCCUCAGUCUGGUAAGCUUUGAUGUCAAGGGCCCCUAUAACGGUGGGAUCGGACCAUCCUUUUGUGGAGGUUGGAAGAUCGAAGAAUCCCGAAGGUCCUAA